GCUAUCAAUGAAAACUAAUGAUCAAUAGAGAGUCACAUCAGUUGAGUUCAAAUCACGUAUUGUUGUAUAGCUAUAAAAAGGAUCACUUGAAUGCCAGCCCCCAACUCAUGAAACUACCGGUGCUAUUGCACUAACAAUUGCUAAUAUUGUGGACACCGAAAGAUUAGAUAAUAAGAAAUUUAAUGACAAAGAGAUUAAUGAUAUUGUGAUUUAAUGGUUUGAACGAUGUGUUUGUUUGUGAGGUAUGUCGGGCACCGGUAAGUGCAGUGGUCGGGCACUGGUAUGUUGUGUGUCGUAAUUGAUGUCUGAAAUUGUAAGAUCAUUAGCCACAGUGAACGCCAUGUUUUGCUAGUUUUGGUGUUAGAGUUGACUCAAAUGGACUCAGACUUACACUUAAUGAGUGUUUGUGUCACCAAUUGAUGGCCACUAUUGUCAACUGUACAGUGAUUUGUGUCAACCGACAGAUCGCUAAUAGUAGUCUCGGUUUCGCGUGAUGUCCGUCACGGCCAAGACAUGAGUCAUCCAAACUUUGUGACCAACGGCUCGAGUCUUGAGGACUGUCACACAAACUUCUUUGCAUUGGCCGAUUUGUGUGGUAUUAAAUGGCGACGACUAAUCUGUGAAAAUUCAUCGGUAGAGCCAUUAGAAGACCCGGUGCUCAGCUCGUACUGCAAGUGUUUAGCGUCGGAUCAGUUAUGUGUAUGGCGUCGCGUGAAGACAUCGUCGUCAGAAACCAAUGGCAACAACAAUCAGUUCUCCAAAGAGUUGUGGGUUUUUUGGUACGGAGAGGAACCCGAUUUUACCGAUCUGGUCAACAAUGAAUUGACAGAGUGUGAGACUGGUUCGUGGGAAACGGGUUUGUCAUACGAGUGCCGGACAUUACUGUUCAAAGCAUUUCAUAAUAUAAUCGAAAGAUGUCUACUGUCACGUGGGUUUGCUCGUUUGGGUCGUUGGUUUUUUCAGCCCACAGAACCUACCUGUGCGACACACAAUCAUAAUGCUGAGCAAACAUCUAAAAAGUUGUCGAGUAGUGGCUUACAGUUGACGUUUGCAUUUAAUUUCUUCGUUCACGGAGACAGCACUGUCUGUGCCAACAUCGAUGUCAGACAACAUCCUAUUGUAUACCGAUUAACUAAAGCUGAUCUUCAAUCAGCACAUAACUCACAAAAUGGGAUAAAAGUGAUUUUAGGGCCAUUUGGUUUGGCUGGUGUGCUGACCGGUCAGACUUUUAAAGAUUCUGACUCAUCAGUACAGAAAGUAUUGAAUGAAUGGAAACAAAUCUAUCCAUUGACACAAAUUAGUGGUACAAAAGACAUGUCUGCCGGUUCAUCACAAGCCAGUGGUAUGUCUCAACAUUUUGGUUCAGACAUGAGUUGCAGUGAUUUCGGGAACAGUUCGCCGAAUUCAGUAAACUGUGUCGUCGAAGUGAUAGUCUCUGGAUUUCGUAUGAAAUAUCCAUAUUGUUAUGUGUUUACUACUGAUAUUGACAGUCAAAGUGAUCAAAAGACAGGAUCUUUACAAAAUAAGUUAAAAUGUGUUACAAAUAUUAGUGAAAUUGUUUCAAAAGACACUUUUUCUACUCAAACUAAGCCAAACCUGUAUCCGUAUCAGCAAUCGAUUCCAACACACACUUAUCUAUUGAAACAUUGUGUUACUCAAGAGUUGUAUCUUUUGCAACAAAAUGCCUCAAAUUCAGCUAAAAUUAAAGACUUGAAUGAAGAGGCGAGUAGUGUUAACAACAGCAAUAAUAACAACACCAGUGCCACGUUAUGGAGUGUUAACGACCCGUGCAUUAAAUACAAUUGCAACUGUUUUCGAUGCAAAUCUAAGAAGACAUUAAAUAGUUCCAAAGCAAACACAUCUAAUUCAUAUCCCAAUCAAUCGUCAUCGAUGUCAACUAAUAAGAAGGGCGAUAAAGUAGACAAAGAAAGUCGUAAUAAAGUUGUUAAAAAUGUUUUACCAUUUCAUAGAAGAAGUCCAGUACUAAAUACUUUAGAAGUAGUUAACGGUUUGACCUCAAGUUCUCCCAAUACAUUGCCUACAAAUACAUCUAAUUUAAGUGUUUCCAGUGUAUCACAGCCUACAUCAGUGCCCACCUAUUCAUAUAAGAGUCCUAUUAGUGGUGGCGGUUUGCCUUCGCUUCAAUCAAGCGUAACAACACCUACCGGUGCCAAUGGAAUUGACUCACCUCGUUCUGUCGCACAAUCACUCAUUCUUGAUGGUACGGUAUCAUCAGUUGAACAAAGCAAUCCAUGUUUCUCAGUCUCUCCACAUCCAGCAAAAGAUGACCAAAACAGCGAGUCUCAACUAAAUGCAUCUAUAGUUGCAUCCAGUCCUAUGACUAACAAAGACAGAACUCGUUUAGAGCAGUUAUUAUCACCUAAUAAUUCAGUUAAAGCUUCUGUAAAUAUCAAUAUAUCGGAAGACUCUCCGAGUAUCCAAAUGCCUCAAUGGACUCCUGGCGGUCAAUCAUCUGACAUCGAGCCUAACGGUGUUCAGACAAACGCCUCCGAAACAAAUACAUUGUCAACGAGUGAUUCAAAUCAAACACAGCCAAGUGGUAUGACGGGUGUUAAGCGACCACUUUUGCGUAUCAACUCUUGUGAAGACAACGAUUCCGAUUAUAUACGUAACAGUUUUCUAUACGACUACAGUCAUCUCAAUGAUUUGAAUAAUUUUUGUAGUGAUAUACCACCGCUUAAGAAUAGAAGGACUAAUUAUAAUAAAGAUUUUAAACGUUAUUUAAUAACCGAUUACUAUAUCGGAAGGAAGCGUAUGAGUCCUGGCUCUCAGACUAAUGGAGACAUUGACUCACAGUUUAUGUUAAAAUCAAGAGAUCCCUAUGAAUUCAGUGACUUUGAUGAAGAAGGAGCCGCCUAUAAAGCGGCACAAAAUAGUAUUAAAGAGGAAGUAAUGGAAACACAUGUUGUAAUCAGUUCAUCUCCAGAACCAAAUCUCAACGUUAAUUCUCAGAAUAAUAGAGACUUGAAGCCAAAUUCAACAGACUUUUCUGCAAAUUCACCGCAAACUUUGAAAGGUUUUACUCGUGAGGACGAAUUAGUUGCUUCUUAUAGAGAUUUGGAUCAAAUUUUUGAUACAUCUUCUGGCGAAGACAGUAAUGAUGAGUUAUUUCAGGCGCCGUUAACUCCAUCGGGUCUUUCCAACAGAAAUUCUACAACUAAUAAUAAUUCUAAUAAUACAAACUCAAUUAUAUCGGGAACUGCUGUUAUGGAUGAACAUUCAAAGUCCAAUAAGACUAAUUCAGCAUCAAGUAUAACACUAGGUGUUGCUGAACUAACCCGCAUGUUUCCCACACCACCAUCAUUGGAACCAAUGGCACCAUCACCUUGUAAUGGGUUUUUAGGACCCGACGCAACACUAUUAGACGACAAUAUGAAAUAUGAUUUGUAUCCGUGCAGUCCUAAUAUGAUUGAUACAAAGGACUGGUCAUACGUGUAUAAGCCACCGGUGCAAUGCCAAAUGGUUGCCUCAUCAAAAUACGCUCCGCUUCCAAAUAUUCCAAAUUUACCGACAAUUCCUAAAGAAUGUAAAUAUGAAAGAAAAGUACCGCCACUGCCAAGUCCUGCGGCCAACACUAAUGUUCAGCCAGUAGUUCAGGGAAUAUCAAAACCACAGAUUAAUUUAAUUCAGUCCAAGACAUCAUCGGCGCAUUACAAUCACUUAACACCACUUAAACAAAACACAAUGAAUCUUAUGUCUCACUCCAUAUCACGUAUGGGCGCUCCACCACCACAUUCAUACAAUCAAAUGCGAUUGCGGCCAAAUAUGUCUCCGGUGCCCAUCAAUCAAUAUCAGCAAAUGUCAAAUACUGGUAGUAUCCAACACAUGCAGCAUAUUCAACAAUCACAUAAUCCAAUGUAUAAUAUGACACAAAACGAUAUGUCCCAUUCCCCUCUACCUCAUUAUCAUCCCAACUAUAACCCGGACAGCAAUGUUCCAGUGCCUCAAGGCUUUUAUUCAAAUACAAGCCAUCCAUUUGCUGCUAAUCAUCGUAGUCCUCAUCCAUCAACGAGUCCAAUACCAGCAAUGCAUUUCAAUCAUCAAUCUCAACAACAAAACGCAUUUAUAUCUCCAAACCAUUUACCACAAGAUCCGUCAUUACCUGAAACACACAGUCUUGCAGUAAAUCUUUUGCUUUCAGAUUCAUUACUCAAUCUAUUUAGAGAUCAUAACUUUGAGAGUUGUUCUCUGUGUGUCUGUAAUAUGAACAUUAAGGGUAAUGAUGUCGGUGUUUAUUUGCCCGAUUCAUUAGCACCUGGAGGUUAUGACGAACCUCAAUAUAGGUGUAGUUGUGGUUUCAGUGCAGUUGUUAAUCGUCAUCGAAGUUAUUUUGCCGGUCUUUUCUAUGAGGAUGAGGUCGAAAUCACAGGUUAUCUAUAUGACCCAAUAGAUGGACUUAAAAAGAAAUGUUUGGCUGCCAUUGAAUCAGUUGUCGCUGAAGAGAACAAUGUUAAUGAAAAUAAAGAAAACAUUGAGUUUGACGAGACAUUAAUCGACUUAAUAAUAACACAAUCAACAAAUGUGUUCUCUUCGUGUUCUGUGUUAUCCAAAGCCGUCCACUUUGAUGUCAUAAAAGACAGACUUAAUUCACGUGUCUUUAGUUAUGAAAGUAUAGCUUUAAAUAAUAAAUUACUUGAAACUAAGUAUAUGAGAAAUCCAUUGGUACUUAUCUAUAAAGACGGCUCUCAUAUAGCAUCGACUGCUCUGACGAGUGCUAAAAUAUCUUCAGAUAAUAUACCAAACAAUUAUCUGAUGCUUCAGAACUAUUUAAACGAUCAAUUAGUUAACAAAAGUCCAUUACAUGAAUGGGUUCACAGAACUACCAAUUAUCCGGUUAACAAUCAGGAAGCGAUUCAUCUGUUAAGAAAUUUACAGCCAUUAUUGCAAGAGUCUGUACAACGAAAGAAGACAAAGAUGUGGGAAGUGACUUAUACGGUGUCGGGUCCGCUCACUUGGCGACAGUUUCACAGACUUGCUGGUCGUGGCACUGAAGAUCAAUGUGAACCGCAACCAAUACCAUCACUAUUGGUUGGUUACGACAGGGAUUGUGUUGCUUUAUCACCAUUUGCUUUAAAAUUUUGGGAGAAGUUAUCUCUUGAACCCUACUCUUUGACCAAAGACAUAGCAUAUGUUGUCGUUUCUCCAGAAAACGAUUACAUCUUAUCUCAUGUCAUGACAUUUUUUAAGGAAUUGAGCACUACUUAUGAAAUGUUAAGAUUAGGCAAACAUUGUCCCAUAUCUAAAGUUCUUCGCGAUGGCAUUCUUAGAGUUGGCACACGAACUGCCAGAAUGAUUGGAGAGGAGCCCAUUGAUGAAUGGUUUAAUCAGAUCGGAGAGGGAAAUAUUGCUUCAAAGCUACGAAUGUAUGCCCAGGCCUGUCGAUAUCAUUUAGCCCCCUGGUUAGGCCAACAAACUCUUGACAAAUCAUUGUUUGAGUCCAAUACUACAAAACCAUCAAACGAUAGUACAAACGUAAUCAAUGGAAACCUAAACCCGAGUGUCGGUGGUAUAAACAAUGCUAACAAACCAUCAAAUUCACCGAUGCCUAACAGUGAAAGCAAUAGUGAGAAGAUUAUCGAUGAAAAUCAUAACGACACGAGCAAUCAAUACUCAACACAACCGAAUCAACAGCAAACUGACACCGAAACGGAUGAAGAUCUUCACAAACAACCCGCUAUUGUUGUAUAUAUUAUCGAACCGUUUACUUUUGGAUCAAAUGACAAAGAUUUAUACCGUUUGUCAAGCGUUGGUUUACUACGUUGUUAUACCCAAAUACUUCGACAUAUUCCUGAUUCACUCAAGAGUCACAUUCAUUUACAGUUAAUAUCAUUAGAUUCACUUUUAUCUUACGGAAAAGAUCCGAACGGAGCGUCGCAACAGGAUCAGCUCAAAGAACUAGCAUUUUCAGUAUUCUCACAGUGUCGCCAACAAAUAGUUCAUCAAUCAAAUGUCAAGAGUCUGACCGGUUUCGGACCGGCCGCUAUGUUUGAACUAUUUCUUAAAAGUAAAGACCCGUCAUCUAAUGUGAAUAGAAUAUAUGCGCCGCCAUUUAUAUUGGCGCCGCUUAAAGACAAACAGACUGAGUUGGGAGAGAUGUUUGGCGAUCGACGAGAGAAAUCGCAAAUACUUUAUUGUUGUUAUUGUUUAACUGAAGAUCAAAGAUGGCUAAUUGCUUCGUGUACUAACGAUAAGGGAGAUAUUCUGGAGACCACUUCUAUUUACAUCGGUAUACCAAAUAGAACUCGAAGACGAAAAGCGUCAGUAAGACGCUUCGCAUUGGAUAAGUUAAUGCAAUUCGUGCAGACAGUGUUGUCAGAAUCAGUCACUCCAUGGAGACUUGUCAUCGGACGACUUGGACGUAUUGGACACGGAGAGCUCAAGGAUUGGUCUGUUUUAUUGAGCAAAAAAUCUUUACUUCGAUAUAGUCGACAGUUAAGAGACACAUGCAAUCAAUGUCAAUAUUUGACGCCCUUUGACCAACCGGCCAUUUUCUCUGCAUGUCUUGUUUCGCUCGAAGCAGACACUGCUCUCCGAGUGUUUAACAAUCACUACACACCUGACGAACGAUUUAGUAGUUCCUGUAAUACAUGUUCUCUAAGCACUCCUGAAGAUGCUUCGUGUACACACAUUUUGGUGUUCCCAACAUCUGCCACAACACAGUCAGCUCACGGAAGCUUUUCUAUCGAUCCAUUGGGAUCUUUGGGUGCAAACAUUGGUGAAGACGACUUAUUGCAAGCAUUUAAUGAGGACAUCAACGACGAUGAUAUUAAUGUUAAUGACAUAUUUCAAUGGACAGAAAGCCCACCCGCCAGUCCCAGUAUGGGUCAAGUAGAUGGUCUCUCACAUCCUGAUAGUCCAAGUAAUCGACAAAUGGGUUUGAAUGGUUCAGGAGUUAUGAAAACAUCCAACAAUUUCGGAGUUGAUAUUCAGGAUGAGCCGACACAACUAUUACAACAACCUCUUGCAUUAGCGUUCUACGUGUCGACAGCUAAAACAGGUCCACUUCCCCGUUGGUUCUGGUCUUCCUGUCCUCAUAUGGAGGCUUCGUGUCCGGUGUUUUUAAAGUCGGCUUUACUCAUACACACGCCAUCGGUUCAACAAAAUAGUGACGAUUUAUUGCAUACAAAUGUUCGUAAUUAUCACUCUCUUGAUUCCAAUUUGACAACUGAUGUCUUGAGGUCUGUUCUCGAGGGUUAUAAUGCCUUGUCGUGGUUAUCAGUUGAUCCGUCAACACAUGAUCGUACAUCAUGUUUACCAAUACAUAUACAACUAUUGAUGCAGCUCUACCAUAGUGUCCAGGCAUUGGUUUAAAGCACUUUUAAUAUUUUUAUUAAAAAUAUGGACCAAACGCGCCAUCGAUUUUGACAAUAAUAUAUUUUUAAAACUGGACUCUGAAUUGUUUUACAAGAAAAUAAUAUAAAACUAAAUUUGUUGAGAUUUUUCACUCAUUGAAUAUAUAUUUAUACAAAAAAUUAAUGAUAAGUCAGUUAAGUUGAUGUGAAAUAAUUCCAAACCGACAGUCAUUUCAAAGAGUUUCUUACUUUUAUUGUUCGUUUAAUACAUAUUUUUCGUUUGGUUAUCAAAUUAAGAUAAUUAUUAAUUAAUUAAUUUUAAUUAUAAAGUAAUU
This is a messenger RNA of Oppia nitens, 7648 nucleotides long. It is a transcript of the gene skd, whose product is annotated as mediator of RNA polymerase II transcription subunit 13-like. The transcript is spliced from 10 exons. The record is from RefSeq and is a predicted model, not a curated record. The coding region runs from base 514 to 7332 and encodes 2272 amino acids. Gene Ontology annotation, molecular function: transcription coregulator activity. Gene Ontology annotation, biological process: regulation of transcription by RNA polymerase II. Gene Ontology annotation, cellular component: mediator complex. Lineage: Eukaryota; Metazoa; Arthropoda; Arachnida; Sarcoptiformes; Oppiidae.